AUGGCGCAAAAGGAAGCAACCGUAUACGUGCUUGAUCUGGGACGGUCAAUGGGCGAGAAACGCCAUGGACGAAGCAAGAGCAACCUUGACUGGGCGAUGGAGUAUAUCUGGGAUAAGAUCACGACUACAGUUGCCACUGGUCGCAAGACGUCGCUGGUUGGAGUCGUGGGUUAUCGAACUGAUGUCACGGAGCUUGAUGGCGUACUAGAGGAUUCAGAUGGAUAUGACAAUAUCCACGUCUUCUCACGGCCCAAACAAUUCCUCUUGUCAGACAUUCGAGAGCUACAAGACAAUAUAAAGCCUAGUUCCACCAACGAAGGUGAUGAGCCAGUCCUUGGAGCCCUAGCAGUAGCUAUUCAUAUGAUCGACAAGGCAACAGAGGGUAAAACCAAAAAGCCUUUGAAGUUUGACCGAAGAAUUGUGAUCAUUUCAGACGGUUACGGCGAACUCGAUACCAGCGAUCUGGACGGAUACGUAUCGAAGAUGAACCAAGAGGAUGCGAAGUAUGAUUUAACACUUCUCGGAGUUGAUUUUGACGACCCUGACUACGGAUAUAAAGAGGAAGACAAAGACUCAGUCAAGGAGGAGAACGAAACUAUUCUCAAGGACCUGGUCAACAAUUGUGCCGGAAACUUUGGCACGCUUGCUGUGGCCAUAGACCAGCUGGAUAUCCCAAGGACCAAGGACACCCGUGCGGUGCCUAGCUACAAAGGUACUCUUACCCUGGGUGAUAUUCGGAAUUAUGAGGCUACUCUGACCAUGGAUAUCGAGCGCUAUCCAUGCACUAUGAUCGCCAAACCGCCAACUGCAAGCUCCUUCGUCGUUAGGGCAGGAUUGGAUGAUCAGGCCGGGGCAGGGCCGAGCACCCAAUCGACUGCCACAGCUGCUGGAGAUGCAUCUGGAGAUGCACAACUACCCGGUGGCGAUCUCUCAGCGGUAAGGAAUCAACGCGUCUACAAGGUUGAGAACCCUGAAGAGCCUGGGGAGAAAAUGAAUGUUGAACCCGACGAACUGGAACGAGGCUUCGAAUAUGGAAGGACCGCUGUCCAUAUCAGCGAAUCAGACAUGAAUGUCGUCAAGCUCGAGACGGAUCCAAGCUUUGAGCUACUUGGAUUUGUACCCGAGGAGAAGUUUGAACGUUAUCUUCCCAUGUCUCGAACUAACUUCAUUGUUCCUCAAAAGGCAAAUGACCAGGCCCAACUUGCACUUUCGUCUUUCGUGCAUGCCCUCUACGAAGCUGGGUGUUAUGCAGUAGCACGUCUCGUGACCAAGCAGUAUAAACCACCAAUCCUCGUCUUGCUUGUCCCACACAUCAAAGGUGAUUUCGAGGCACUGAUUGACGUUGAGCUUCCCUUCGAAGAAGACAUACGCCGCUACAAAUUUCCACCAUUGGAUAGAAAGCUCACCGUAUCGGGAAAAGUCAUUGCAGAACAUAGGGACAUACCAAAUGACCGCCUCAUGCAAUCGAUGAGUGAUUAUGUGGAUGCUAUGGAUCUAUCGACGUUCGAUCUCGACGAUGAAGGCGAACCAGACGAAUACAUGAAGUUCGAAGACACGUACUCGCCUCUGCUACAUCGAAUCAAUCACAUCAUUCGCUGGCGUGCUACCAAUAACACGUACGAUAAACUCCCAGACCCGCCACGCAUACUGACCAAAUACUCGGUCCCACCCAUAGAUCUCAUCGCGCAGGCACAAACGCAUCUCGACGCUCUAAAAGAGGCGGCAGACGUCAAAAAAGUCCCUCCGAAGGUGAAGGGUCGAGGGAAACGGUCGCUCCGAGACAGAGAGAAGCCAUUGAGCGGCUUAGACGUGGAUGAGCUCUUGGGAAAUCCCAAACGAGUGAAGAUCGAUUCUCAAAAUCUCAUUCCAUCAUUCAAACAGGCUCUUGCUGCGACAGAUGAUCUAGACGCAAUCCAGUCUGCUGCGGACGACAUGAGCAAGAAUAUUAAAUCCUUGAUACGUAGUUCUGUCGGCGAGUCGGGAUAUGGUCGAGCAUUGGAGGCGAUACGUGUGAUGAGGGAAGAAAUCACCGAGCUUGAGGAACCCGAAAUCUACAAUGCAUUUAUUCGGGGAUUGAAGAUAGACAUCCUCAAUGGCAGUUUACAAGGUGACAGGCGCGAAAUGUGGUGGCGGAUACGCGGGUCAAAGUACGGACUUAUCGACCGAAAAAGGAGUUUUGCGUCCGAUGUCACUGAAGAAGAGGCUGCGGAGUUUUAUAAACGCUCAUGAGUGCGGCGCCCUUUUGGCACGCUACUAAACUGGCUGCCAACCUCAUUCUUCAUCAUGUUCGACAGGGUGAGGAAAUCAGGAACAUUGCCAGAAAGGCUCACAUAACGAUUGUGAUAUGCAAUAAUGGGCGAGGCAUACCACCCAUACAUAGGCCAAGCAUACUAAAACAACCUCCUUCUAAUUGUAGGUGUAGUUCUACGUGAUGCUGGAAAUGAGAAGAACAUGCUGCGGCAAAGCCGACGAUUAGAGCCCACUUUUCCGUGUGGCUUUCAGUCUUUUGUAACCGGGUAUUGGUAUUGCGACAUCAGAGUACUCAACCAAGGCUCAAAAUGCAAUGGAAAGAAACUUGUG
Molecule: messenger RNA, 2580 nt
Organism: Aaosphaeria arxii CBS 175.79
Lineage: Eukaryota; Fungi; Ascomycota; Dothideomycetes; Pleosporales
Product: SPOC domain-like protein
Exons: 7
Coding region: 1-2229 (742 amino acids)
Biological process (GO): cellular response to gamma radiation; double-strand break repair via nonhomologous end joining; cellular response to X-ray
Cellular component (GO): Ku70:Ku80 complex; nucleus
Molecular function (GO): double-stranded DNA binding; damaged DNA binding; telomeric repeat DNA binding
Source: RefSeq, a predicted model, not a curated record